AUGGUCGCCACGCCCCGCCUCAGAUUGUUUUUCGGCGCAGUGUCCGCUGCUGCCUUUAUCGCCAGCGCAGUUGGUGCACCGACCUUGUCCCAAUCCGACAUCAGCCUGCUUCAGUUUGCGUUGACGUUAGAGCACCUCGAAAAUGCGUUCUAUACCGGGGCCCUAACGAAGUACAGCGACGACGAUUUCGAAGCCGCAGGACUCUCGCGUAAAAUCCACGGACGUUAUGAACAAAUCUUGGAACACGAGAGAGAGCACGAGAAGAUCUUGGAGGUCGUUCUCGGCGUCGACGCGGUGGCGCGAUGCGAGUACGACUUUCCGUAUGACAGCCCAAUUUCGUUUGCUGCGCUGUCAGGGAUCUUCGAGUCGGUCGGUACCUCGGCGUACAUAGGGGCCAGCGGCCUCCUCUCGGACAAGGAAGUCUUGACUUAUGGUGCUGCGAUCUUGGGUGUCGAGGCGCGCCAAGCGUCCUGGGUUAACUCCGCCGUGCUAGGCCGCGCGCCCUGGAACGAGGCCUUCGAUACGCCCCUCUCCAUUGAUGCCGCGUAUUCUUUGACCUCGACGUUCAUUUCGAACUGCCCAUCGUCCAACCCCCCUCUCCAGGUUCAAGCCUUCCCCCCGCUCACGCUGUCCGACGCCUCGCCCACCCCUGGCUCCAGCGUCACCGUCUCAUACAACGAUUCCAACGAGAGUUGCGGGCUGGCGCGAUACACCGCGUGGUUCGAUGGCCUGCAGGUGGAGCAUUCUGUGCUGCAGGAGGAUGGGCAGACGACGGUCCCGCUAGACCUUCAGGGGACCGCGUACGUCGUGGUGGUUUGUGGGCUGGACACGCCGGGCGAUAAAAACAUGUUGAGCGGCUUCGCGGUCGCGCAGCUUCCUUUGGAAGCGAACUAA
Molecule: messenger RNA, 894 nt
Organism: Dichomitus squalens LYAD-421 SS1
Lineage: Eukaryota; Fungi; Basidiomycota; Agaricomycetes; Polyporales; Polyporaceae
Exons: 5
Coding region: 1-894 (297 amino acids)
Source: RefSeq, a predicted model, not a curated record